Messenger RNA from Aspergillus mulundensis, 993 nucleotides. RefSeq names its product NRDE family protein. NCBI's taxonomy places the organism in Eukaryota, Fungi, Ascomycota, Eurotiomycetes, Eurotiales, Aspergillaceae. Gene Ontology annotation, biological process: protein secretion; Golgi organization. The record is from RefSeq and is a predicted model, not a curated record. Gene Ontology annotation, cellular component: Golgi apparatus. The transcript has a single exon. The coding region runs from base 1 to 993 and encodes 330 amino acids.
AUGCCCCAGGAAUACCUCCGCCGCCCAACCGCCCCAGCCGAGCACUGGCCAGAGCCAAACACCCACAUCCUAGGCGGACGAGACCUUGCGCGCAAAACACAGGGCACAUGGAUGGGAGUCACAACAAGCGGCAAAGUCGCCGUGCUAACGAACUACCGCGAGAAGACCACCGACGCCGCAACGGGGCAGCAAUCCCGCGGCGCAAUCACGAAUAGCUGGCUUGCGAGGGCUACGAAGACGGGCGAAGACCCAACGAGAACGUACGUCGAGGAGAUGGUCGCCAGCCCGACGGCCCGCAAUGUCGGCGGGUUCAGCCUUGUUUGCGGAUACGUGAAUGAGCCGCUGGCGAUAGUAUCGAAUCGGUCGAGUGCUAUGGAUCAGAUUACGUGGAUUGCUGGGGAGACGGGGCAGACGAAGGGGCUGAGUAAUACUGUUUUUGAUGAUCGGAGUUGGCCGAAGAUUUUGGAUGGGGAGAGGCUUGUUGAUGAGGCGCUUGAGAGGCAUGUUGGGGAGGGGGAGGGGGAGGAGGAGCUGAUUGAGAGGUUGCUGGGGGUGUUGAAUACGGAUUCCCUACCGCAAUUGGGUGAUGAUGCGACGGCGGAGGACUAUCUUCCUUAUUUCAGGCGGAGCAUCUUCAUUCCGCUUAUUGGGACGGGGGACAAGACGAAAUCGGACGCUCCUGCAGUAGCUGCGGAUAUUGUGCCACCGGAGUCGACACGGACGGCUUGUGUUGAUGGUUAUGCCCAUGCCCAUGGACAGAGCAACGGAACGGACCCAGAGCCAGUACCCGUCAAGAAGGACGCCGGAGAUGGACACGAUCUGCUCGACAAGUCGUUUCUGCACGGGCCAUACGGGACACAGAAGCAAACAGUCAUCCUCGUCAAGAAGGAUGGCCGAGUACGAUACUUCGAACGGACGCUCUACGACGGAGAGGCGAAAGCUGUCCCCGUCGGCCAGGGAGACAGAUCCUUCGAGUUCCAGGUGACGCGAUGA